AAAAGAAAAAAAAAAGAAAUUUAUUCAAAUAGAACAAUAAUCAUUUUUUUUUUUUUUUUAGGGUUUGGUAUAAGUUAAACUCUGGAUUCUUCCCUAGGUUAUGCAGUUUUACCUACAGGAUCUGGUAGAUUUCAAUUCCAGGGUAUUGAUAUUACUUAGGACAUGGAGCAAUUGUACCUCUGUUCAGAUCGCUUCGAGUGCCGAGCUUUUUCAUUUCAGGAAGUCCUUGAUUGGCGGUUCCUCAUCCGUGGAGAUUUUCUUCUUGUUUCUUUUGUCAAUUUCACUUAGUCAACAGCUUCUAUUGAAUAAUCAGUACAGGAGGCCAGAUGCGAAUUCUCUAUAAGCUAGGUGUUGGAUGUUUCGUUCAAUUCCGCAAGUAAGCUGCACACCCUGUUAUGAUGUCAGUUGUUACUGUACUGUUAACUACCUCGGCAAGUCUACUGUUGCUAGUUCAUCACCAGUACAACACCAAAUCGGGGUCCUUUGGAACCUACCUCUGAGGACUAAAUUCAGCCGAUGUUUCCAUGCAUCGUUGAGAGUUAGAUUGCAUUUUACACACUUUUGUUGUAGUCUCUAGGAACCUUCAUCAGGAUUCAGUUAACUGAAGUAUCGGUAUCAGAUUAGAGCAUAUUUGAAGCAAGGAGCUGGUGACUUUUGAGGAACACUUUCAACUGGAUGUUGAGCUGAUAAUUCAUCCUGUUGAAUUGGGCUUGUUUCGGGUCUCAGUUAGUUGUGAAGUGAGAUCAAAAUGCUCUUCAGCAUCUAUGUUUCCUUGCUUUCUCUGCCUUGUUAUGAUAGUGGAUUUGUUGAUGCGGUAUAUUUGAUGAAUAAGGCUGUGAAGCCCAUCCACCUUAUCACCACUGGUUUUGCCCUUGUGUGUGCUGCAGCAGAACACUAACGGUUGAUUUUGCUGAAUCAGCCAGGCUACUAAUUCCUAUUUAGUAAUUCUCUUUUCCAGUCGACUAGUGAAGAGGAACAACUCCACGUUGUUUUUAUUGUCUCUAAAUAUCCAAUAAAUAGGCGUCCUUUGUGCUAUUGAAACAGCAGAAAAAUGGAGAGGUACAAGAUAAUUAAGGAUGUUGGUAAUGGUACAUUCGGGAGUGUGUGGCGAGCUCUGAAUAAACAGACUGGUGAAGUGGUUGCAAUUAAGAAAAUGAAGAAGAAGUAUUAUUCAUGGGAAGAAUGCAUUAAUUUGAGAGAAGUCAAGUCACUGAGGAAAAUGAGCCAUCCAAAUAUCGUUAAACUCAAGGAAGUGAUUAGGGAGACUGACAUUUUGUACUUUGUUUUCGAAUACAUGGAGUGCAACUUAUAUCACCUUAUGAAGGAUAGGCCUAAGCUUUUCUUAGAAUCGGAAGUGAGAAAUUGGUGCUUCCAAAUAUUUCAAGGUCUUGCAUACAUGCAUCAACGUGGAUAUUUUCAUCGCGACCUUAAGCCAGAGAACUUGUUGGUUUCAAAAGAUACAAUAAAAAUUGCUGAUUUCGGUCUUGCUCGGGAGAUCAAUUCUCAGCCCCCAUAUACGGAAUAUGUCUCAACACGCUGGUAUCGUGCCCCUGAAGUUCUUCUACAAUCACCAAUAUAUGGUCCAGCUGUCGAUAUGUGGGCAAUGGGUGCAAUAAUGGCUGAGUUAUUAUCUCUUCGUCCUCUAUUCCCGGGUUCAAGUGAAGCAGAUGAGAUUUACAAAAUAUGCAGUGUUAUUGGUACUCCAUCAAAGAGUGAAUGGGCUCAUGGGCACGAACUUGCUAGUGCUAUCAACUACCAGUUUCCACAGAUUGCUGGUGUAAAUCUUUCUUCGUUACUCCCAUCUGCCAGUGCGGAUGCAAUUAAUCUAAUCACUUCGCUAUGUUCGUGGGAUCCUUCCAAGAGACCAACAGCGGUCGAAGUUCUUCAGCAUCGUUUCUUCCAGAGUUGCUUUUAUGUACCUCCAUCACUUCGCUCUAAGACUGCUGUUCCUAGGACGCCUCCAUCUGCUGGAAUGAAGGGUGCCACAGAGCAAAAAACCAACAGGUGGUCUUCAAGUACUUUAACCAACCCAAAGCCUAGAAGCAACUUCUCUCCCGUCAAGUCGCAAUUUAGCCCAGGUGUCCAAAGGAAGUUGCAAAUGAAUUAUCAGGAUGCAACGAGGAAUGAUAAAUCCCUGAAAGGCCCUAUUAAACAACAACCAGCAAAAUAUCGUCCUCCUGUAAGGAAUGUCCCUGUGGUUGGUUCUGCGGUGAAGACUCGUGUCUCUGAUGCUACUGAGAAGCUUGCCAACAUGACCAUCGGCUCUGGUAGAUCAUCUAUAAAGCAGCCAACAUUCCCUCAACCUAUGAAGGCAGGAGGAUUACACGGGCAGCGUGACUUGUACCUGGGACGAUCUCAAGACAUUUUGCCUGGAAGAAGCUAUUCAAGGAAAGUCGCUGGAUAAAGAAACAUCGUAUCUGGAGUGUGUUUUCUAGUGUUAUGGUGCUCUAAUAAUAUUGUUGUGUGCCUGUUUGGUGAGAGUAGUGGUUAUGUACGUUGCCAGUUUGUGUUUCCUUUCUGUUACACAGUAAAAUGUUGGGUACUCGUUAAGUAAAUGUUGUGGUUGUGUUUGAAACAGUUUUCUCUGACUAGUAUUUGCUAUAAAUAAAUGGUGUGAUGGUGUUUUGAAUAGUC
Lycium barbarum (goji berry) is the source of this 2634-nucleotide messenger RNA. RefSeq names its product cyclin-dependent kinase F-4-like. The coding region runs from base 1052 to 2404 and encodes 450 amino acids. The record is from RefSeq and is a predicted model, not a curated record. Gene Ontology annotation, biological process: protein phosphorylation; intracellular signal transduction. The transcript has a single exon. Lineage: Eukaryota; Viridiplantae; Streptophyta; Magnoliopsida; Solanales; Solanaceae. Gene Ontology annotation, molecular function: ATP binding; protein serine/threonine kinase activity. Gene Ontology annotation, cellular component: nucleus; cytoplasm.